This is a messenger RNA of Capra hircus (goat), 2012 nucleotides long. It is a transcript of the gene SULT1B1, whose product is annotated as sulfotransferase family 1B member 1. Gene Ontology annotation, cellular component: cytoplasm. Gene Ontology annotation, biological process: sulfation. Lineage: Eukaryota; Metazoa; Chordata; Mammalia; Artiodactyla; Bovidae. The record is from RefSeq and is a predicted model, not a curated record. Gene Ontology annotation, molecular function: sulfotransferase activity. Bases 232 to 1122 code for a protein of 296 amino acids. The transcript has 8 exons.
UAUCUUAACUGCCCAUGAAGUCAAUGACCACAGCAUUCAAAUCAUAUCUUUAAACUUUUUUUUUUUUUUUUAAUCUCAGAGACUGAAAGGAGCCUCCCCCAGCUCGUCUUUCCCUCCCUUCAGGACUCCCACCAGGACCCAGGAUUCCUUUCGGCAGCUGCACCACCAACUGAAAAUGAAAACUGAAAAGAGGGAUUAAAUCCUGAGGUAUUUGUAUAAUCUGGAACAAAGAUGACUUCUUCAAAAGAUGUCCUAAGAAAAAAUCUGAAGCUAAUCCAUGGCUGUCCCAUCACCUAUGCUUUUGCAAACAACUGGGAAAAGAUUGAACAGUUCCAAAGCAGACCAGAUGACAUCGUGAUAGUCACCUACCCCAAAUCAGGUACCACAUGGAUCAGUGAAAUUGUGGACAUGGUUCUACAUGAUGGGGAUGUUGAAAAAUGUAAGCGAGAUGUUAUAACUGCUAAAGUUCCAAUGUUGGAACUGGCUUUUCCUGGACUAAGGACUUCAGGUUUAGAACAACUGGAGAAGAAUCCAUCACCCCGGGUUGUGAAAACACAUCUGCCAAUUUAUCUCAUUCCUAAAUCUUUCUGGGAAAACAACUGCAAGAUCAUUUAUUUGGCUCGAAAUGCAAAGGAUGUUGCUGUCUCAUUUUACCACUUUGACUUAAUGAAUAAUUUGCAGCCUCUUCCUGGAACCUGGGGAGAAUAUCUAGAGAAAUUCUUGACUGGAAAUGUGGCCUAUGGUUCCUGGUUUAAUCAUGUUAAAAGCUGGUGGAAGAAAAAGGAAGAACACCCGAUACUUUUCUUAUUCUAUGAAGAUAUGAAAGAGAAUCCAAAGCAAGAAAUCAAGAAGGUUAUUCAAUUUCUAGAGAAAAACCUGGAUGAUGAGAUCUUGGAUAAGAUAAUCCAUCACACAUCAUUUGAAAUGAUGAAGGACAACCCUCUAGUGAAUUAUACACAUCUACCAAGUGAAGUGAUGGACCACAGCAAGUCCUCAUUUAUGCGCAAAGGGAUUGCAGGUGACUGGAAGAAUUAUUUCACAGUGGCCCAAAAUGAGAAAUUUGAUGCCAUUUAUAAGAAGGAAAUGUCUGAGACUGAACUUCAGUUCCGUACAGAGAUAUGAGGAACCUAAAUUGAAAAUCUGAAGAAAGAAGUCUGAUCUGCAGUUUGGUGAAAUAAGGACAGUUAGGAUUUAAUUUGGACAAUUGAAUGGUUUUAUAAAGAAAAAAAAAGUGCUUCUAAGCGUUGAUUUUUCAAUCUGGUUGAUCAUUCACUCUGAGAGUCCCUAAAACUAGGACAAACUGUCACCUUUUCAGAAAUGUUGUUUCUAUACCUAAUUUCUGUUUAUCCAAAUUCCUAAAUUCUGAGUAUGUAAUUUUCAAGUCUCCAAAGAUGAAAGAUCAUCAUUAGUCUCCCUACGGCUAUUCCCUGGGAAUAGGAGCUCUGCUCUGAGCACCUAAGCUGAGGACAGGAACUUACUUCCUAUGGAGAGUCCUUCCAGAAUUCAACAGCUUCCUGUGAUUCCUGAGAAUUUCCUAUUGCCAGGAUAUGGUUACAUUUGGGAGCAUCUUGGUUUCUUCAUCUUGUAUCUGAACAGAUGUAGAUCCCUUAAUAAUAGUUUCAAUAUUUCAUAUACAAUCUGGUGCCUACAAGAGAUUCUCUAGGCUGAAUCUCCACUACACGUUCCCAACCCAAUGUCUUUUCUACCCAUUUUUCUACUCUUAGGUCUAUCUAUUGGUCUCUUUGAUGGAUUUUUCCUUGGAAUAUAAGUCUUUUAGUAAGUAUGUAUAAGUUUUAAGGUAAACUUUUGCCAGAGAUGUCUCAUUACAAGAGAUCUCUUAUAUCUAAGAGAUAUAUUAGCAUUAUUUUAUUUUUAAUUGAACAUAGUUGAUUUACAAUAUUAUGUUGGUUUCAGAAGUAUAGCAUUGUGAGUCAAUUGUUUUUAAUAGACUGUACCCUGUUUAAAGCUAUUACAAAAUAAAGACUAUGUCUCUCUGUGCUGUGCAAUACAAA